AUGCCUCAUAUUUCAAAAAGACGACAACAAAUAAAUCAAUUACCUAGAAAAAGAGGCCAUUUUGCAUCUCAAGAGGAACAGUAUAAAGUCACCGAUGUGCAGGUUGAAUCUAUAUUAGAAGAAAAUGAAAACAUUAAUGCUCAAGAAAAAGAUGUGAAAGAAAAUAAUGUAUUAUCUGAUACAACAUUAAGUAAUAUGCUGGCUAGUACUGUAGCAUCGAGUAACAAAUUACUCAAUGACAAAACUGAAGCAUCGAGUAAUGUAUUACUCGAUGUUUCAGCUGAAGCAUCAAGUAAUACAUUACUCGAUGUUUCAGCUGAAGCACCAAGUAAUACAUUACUCGAUGCUUCAGCUGAAACAUUGAGUAAUACAUUACUCGAUACUUCAGCUGAACUCUUUACUACUGGUCGAUCCUAA
Racocetra fulgida is the source of this 417-nucleotide messenger RNA. The record is from the annotation of a GenBank genome assembly. NCBI's taxonomy places the organism in Eukaryota, Fungi, Glomeromycota, Glomeromycetes, Diversisporales, Gigasporaceae.